Messenger RNA from Juglans microcarpa x Juglans regia, 3080 nucleotides. Its product is annotated as long chain acyl-CoA synthetase 9, chloroplastic-like. Gene Ontology annotation, molecular function: long-chain fatty acid-CoA ligase activity. Gene Ontology annotation, cellular component: endoplasmic reticulum; membrane. The record is from RefSeq and is a predicted model, not a curated record. Lineage: Eukaryota; Viridiplantae; Streptophyta; Magnoliopsida; Fagales; Juglandaceae. Bases 284 to 2377 code for a protein of 697 amino acids. The transcript is spliced from 12 exons.
UUUAUUUUUUCUUUUUCUAUGCGCUACUUACAUUGCUUGCUCCUUGAAAAUAUUUGUUUUUUCUUUUUAGUAUCAAGCGCAUUGGAUUUGUUUAUAUCUUGUUUUAAGUUCAUGUUUGCUGUGAUUAUUAUCUUCCCCCUGUCCUUAUAUUGGCCUUUGUAUAUAUCUGCAAGGAGUCCAUCAAACUAUAUUGAUUUUCGAAAGUUGCCUUACUAUGUGUCGAUUGAUUGUGAUAUAUGCGAUUUAAAUUGGUGGACUGUUGGGGCCAUAUAGCUGUCCAAAUAUGAGUGCCUAUAUUGUUGGUGUCCUUGUUCCCCUCGUUGUUACUCUUCUACUUAGGAAUGCAAAGAAUUCAAAGAAAAGGGGGUUGCUCGCUGAUGUUGGUGGGGAACCUGGGUAUGCUAUCCGGAACCAUCGGUUCACUUCCCCAGUGCAAACAGCAUGGGAAGGUAUCUCAACUCUUGCAGAACUUUUUGAGCAUUCAUGCGAGCAGUACCGCGAUAAUUACUUACUUGGAACUAGGGAGUUGAUUUCAAGGGAGGUUGAAGUCACUGAAGAUGGAAGGUCCUUUGAGAAGCUUCAUUUGGGAGAUUACGAGUGGCUAACCUAUGGUAGAGCAUUUGAAGCUGUGUGCAACUUUGCGUCUGGUUUAGCUCAACUUGGGCACAGGAAGGAAGAACGUGCAGCAAUCUUUGCUGACACAAGAGAAGAAUGGUUCAUUGCAUUGCAGGGUUGCUUUAGGCGCAAUGUCACUGUUGUGACUAUCUAUGCAUCUUUGGGGGAGGAGGCUUUAUGUCAUUCAUUAAAUGAGACAGAGGUUACUACUGUGAUAUGUGGAUGCAAAGAACUAAAGAAACUCAUAGAGAUAAGUGAACAACUUGACACGGUUAAACGUGUGAUAUGUAUGGAUGAUGAGAUCCCCUCUAAUGCCUCAUACGUUGAGCAGGGCAAAAGCUGGACAAUUACCUCAUUUGUAGAUGUGGAAAGUCUUGGCAGAGAAAAUCCUGUUGACGCCGACUUACCACUUCCAGCUGAUAUUGCAGUUAUAAUGUACACAAGUGGGAGUACUGGAUUGCCUAAGGGUGUAAUGAUGACACAUGCCAAUGUCCUAGCUACAGUUUCUGCCGUCAUGACAAUUGUUCCUGGCCUUGGAAGCAAGGAUAUUUACAUGGCAUACCUACCCAUGGCUCAUAUCCUUGAAUUAGCUGCUGAGAAUGUGAUUGCUGCUGUUGGAAGUGCUAUAGGAUAUGGAUCACCUUUGACGCUUACGGAUACAUCAAGCAAGAUAAAAAAAGGAACAAAGGGGGAUGCCACUGUGCUGUUGCCAACUUUAAUGACAGCUGUCCCAGCAAUUCUUGACCGCGUUCGUGAUGGGGUACUCAAGAAGGUAAAUGCAAAGGGUGGAUUAGCAAAGAAGUUGUUUGACUUGGCAUAUGCUCGUAGGUUGUCUGCGGUAAAUGGUAGUUGGUUUGGGGCUUUUGGCCUGGAAAAGGCCGUUUGGGAUUUUAUUGUGUUUAGAAAGGUCAGAGCAAUUCUGGGAGGUCGCAUCCGCUUUGUGCUGUCUGGAGGUGCUCCUCUCUCCGGUGAUACUCAGAGAUUCAUCAACAUUUGUCUUGGUGCUCCAAUAGGUCAAGGUUAUGGUCUUACUGAGACUUCUGCUGGUGCGACAUUUUCUGAGGUCGAUGAUACAUCUGUUGGUCGUGUUGGAGCUCCACUUCCUUGCUCAUUCAUUAAGUUAAUUGAUUGGCCUGAAGGUGGAUAUCUAACCAGUGAUUCACCAAUGCCUCGUGGGGAGAUAGUGGUUGGUGGUCCAAAUGUUACAGUUGGAUAUUUCAAAAAUGAAGAAAAAACAAAAGAAUUAUACAAGGUCGAUGAGAGAGGAAUGAAAUGGUACUAUACUGGUGACAUAGGGCAGUUUCAUGCUGAUGGUUGCCUUGAGAUAAUUGAUCGCAAAAAAGACAUAGUCAAACUUCAGCAUGGGGAGUAUGUCUCCCUAGGCAAGGUUGAAGCCGCUCUUCUUGUUAGCCCCUAUGUCGACAAUAUCAUGUUGCAUGCUGAUCCCUUUCAUAGUUACUGUGUGGCUCUGGUGGUAGCUUCUCAGCAUACGGUGGAAGAUUGGGCUUCGAAGCAAGGAAUUCCUUUUACUGACUUUGCAGACUUGUGUGAGAAAGCCGAAACGAAGAAGGAACUUCUUGCAUCAAUCCAAAAGGAAGCAAAGCGGGCACGGUUGCAGAAGUUUGAGAUUCCCAUAAAAAUCAAAGUGCUUUCUGAGCCGUGGACUCCUGAAUCUGGCCUAGUCACGGCAGCUUUCAAGAUCAAGAGAGAGAUUAUUAGAAAGGCUUUCUCUGAAGAACUCUCUAAAUUAUAUGCCUCGUGAUUCUUGGGAAAAACUUGGGCUGGUUUACUUUUUCCUUCUUUUAAUUGCCGCCGGGGAUGAAGAGGAGACGAGGUUGUUUCUGCCUUUAUAUUUUUAUAACAUGCUGGGAAUCAUUGUUAGGAAAAAUUGACAUGUAUUGAUUUUGGGUACUUAGAAUCAAUACAAUUGUCUCCAAUUUUUGUCAGUGUAUUUUCAUGUUUAUUGUUGCUGUUUCAAAAGGUAGUCCCUAGCAAAAUCUGAAGAUCGUGGAUGUGUUACCACAGAUGAAUUGAACAGAAUCACAUACAGCAGGUUACUUUGUAUCCAGUCAAGCUUUCAAAUAUAUCUUAAAUUUUGUGCUUGGAAAAAAAGGAAGGAACAAUGUAGACAAUACAAAUGUGAGCAGCAGGUUACUGUGAAAGUAGGGGAAAGAGGCAAAGAGCUACCAUCCAAAAACAAGGAAAUUCUCCAUUGCAAUGGGGUUGUCUUGCAUGUUCUGACAAGGCAAGCUUUGUAUUCAUGUAGUUGGUGCAAGUGUUUUCCUUCUUUCUUUUCCGUUUCAAAUCGAUGAGCCUACCACCAGCAGCCUUGGCAAAAUCCUUGCAAGAGCAAUCUACUCUUCCUCCUUAGAUGUGUUGCACGUUUUUAAUGACUUCAUAAAUCAAUCACAUUCCAUUGAUGUGAUUGAAGAUAGUAAAAGAAUAAUAUUAUUUUUCUUUCCAUA